GAGAGAGAGAGAGGAUAAGGCCAGCAUCAUCUGAUAAGGAAGGAGGAGGAAGGAGCAGAAGAUGGCUUCAACGAGCAGCAGCAUGAACGCCCUCUUGCCCUCGAAUUUCACGGCUACUCGACUCCAUUUCUCUCCCAGAAACACCAGACCAUACUUGCCCCAAUCUUCUUUUUCUAGUAAAAGAAAGCUUUUGAUCACUCGAAGCCUCCAUCAAGAGAAACCCAAUUCCAAGAAUCUUAUGAACAUACCCUCCCAGGCCGCUUUGGCUGCCGUAAUUUUCACAUCAAUUUCGCAAGGCAUUCCUCCUGCCCUCGCUAUUGAUAAUAACAACAGCUUCCCAUCUUCUUCUUCUUCGUCUCCUCCACCGGUACUUGAAGUUGAAGUUGCAAAACCCAACGCCUCUCCAUCGUCUCCCUUCUCUCAGAACCUUAACCUCACUGCCCCCAAACCUCAAACCCAGUCAACCUCUGAUCUCCCCGACGGUACUCAAUGGCGCUACAGCGAAUUCCUGAAUGCGGUCAAGAAGGGCAAAGUCGAACGUGUCCGGUUCAGCAAAGACGGAAGCACCCUCCAGCUCUCCGCCGUUGACGGUCGCCGUGCCACCGUCACCGUCCCCAAUGACCCUGAUCUCAUCGACAUCCUUGCCAUGAACAGCGUUGACAUCUCCGUGUCUGAAGGAGACUCUGGCAAUGGCCUCUUCAAUUUCAUUGGGAAUCUCUUGUUCCCCUUCCUCGCCUUUGCCGGAUUGUUCUUCCUGUUCCGCAGAGCCCAGGGAGGCCCUGGUGGACCUGGCGGGCUCGGCGGUCCCAUGGAUUUUGGCCGUUCCAAAUCCAAAUUCCAGGAAGUUCCUGAGACCGGAGUCACUUUUGCCGACGUCGCUGGUGCCGACCAGGCGAAACUGGAAUUGCAGGAGGUGGUCGAUUUCUUAAAGAAUCCAGACAAGUAUACCGCUCUCGGAGCCAAAAUCCCCAAAGGUUGUCUCUUGGUGGGACCUCCUGGUACCGGAAAGACACUCUUGGCCAGGGCCGUUGCAGGAGAAGCUGGGGUGCCUUUCUUCUCAUGUGCGGCAUCGGAGUUCGUGGAGCUAUUUGUGGGUGUUGGGGCGUCGAGGGUUCGGGAUCUGUUCGAGAAGGCAAAGUCGAAGGCCCCCUGCAUUGUGUUUAUUGAUGAGAUCGACGCAGUGGGGAGGCAGCGUGGGGCUGGGCUCGGUGGUGGGAACGAUGAGAGGGAGCAGACCAUUAACCAGCUGUUGACAGAGAUGGACGGCUUCUCCGGCAACAGCGGCGUAAUCGUGCUUGCUGCGACCAACAGGCCUGAUGUUCUUGAUGCAGCUUUGCUAAGGCCAGGAAGGUUCGACCGCCAGGUCACCGUGGACAGACCUGAUGUGGCUGGUAGAGUUAAGAUCCUUCAGGUGCACUCCAGAGGAAAGGCACUUGCAAAAGAUGUAGAUUUUGAGAAGAUUGCAAGGAGGACCCCUGGAUUUACUGGAGCAGACUUGCAAAACCUUAUGAAUGAAGCAGCCAUUCUUGCAGCCAGGCGUGACCUCAAGGAAAUAAGCAAAGACGAGAUAUCCGAUGCACUGGAAAGAAUAAUUGCUGGGCCUGAGAAGAAGAAUGCAGUAGUUUCAGAAGAGAAAAAGAAGUUGGUAGCUUAUCAUGAGGCUGGGCAUGCUCUAGUUGGUGCACUUAUGCCUGAGUACGAUCCAGUUGCCAAGAUCUCCAUUAUCCCUCGUGGCCAAGCUGGAGGACUUACCUUUUUCGCUCCAAGUGAGGAGAGGCUCGAGUCUGGACUGUACAGCAGAAGCUACCUGGAGAAUCAAAUGGCUGUUGCGCUAGGUGGAAGGGUGGCCGAAGAGGUCAUAUUUGGGCAAGAGAACGUUACAACUGGAGCAUCAAACGAUUUCAUGCAGGUUUCAAGGGUGGCAAGGCAGAUGGUCGAGAGAUUUGGAUUCAGCAAAAAGAUUGGCCAGGUUGCUAUUGGUGGACCUGGUGGUAAUCCCUUCCUUGGUCAGCAGAUGUCUUCCCAAAAAGAUUACUCUAUGGCGACUGCAGAUGUAGUGGACGCAGAAGUGAGAGAGCUGGUCGAGAAAGCAUAUUCAAGGGCCAAACAGAUCAUCACAACCCACAUUGACAUUCUUCACAAACUUGCGCAGCUUCUCAUAGAGAAGGAAAGUGUGGAUGGGGAAGAGUUCAUGAGCUUAUUUAUUGAUGGCAAGGCCGAGUUAUACGUUGCUUAACUCACCAAUCACUUAAUGGUCUGCUAGAAAAAUCCUGUUGUAUUAUAUAUUCCAUGAUAUACACAUCUUAAACCAGAUAAAUGUCUUACAAAGAAAAAUUAACAAUUGGAGAAAAGAGCACAUGCAUUGAUA
This is a messenger RNA of Telopea speciosissima, 2368 nucleotides long. RefSeq names its product ATP-dependent zinc metalloprotease FTSH, chloroplastic. Gene Ontology annotation, molecular function: ATP binding; metalloendopeptidase activity; ATP-dependent peptidase activity. Gene Ontology annotation, cellular component: chloroplast thylakoid; membrane. Lineage: Eukaryota; Viridiplantae; Streptophyta; Magnoliopsida; Proteales; Proteaceae. Bases 62 to 2236 code for a protein of 724 amino acids. The record is from RefSeq and is a predicted model, not a curated record. Gene Ontology annotation, biological process: proteolysis. The transcript has 5 exons.